Molecule: messenger RNA, 1899 nt
Organism: Sander lucioperca (pikeperch)
Lineage: Eukaryota; Metazoa; Chordata; Actinopteri; Perciformes; Percidae
Product: transcription factor Spi-B
Exons: 6
Coding region: 678-1493 (271 amino acids)
Biological process (GO): cell differentiation; regulation of transcription by RNA polymerase II
Cellular component (GO): nucleus
Molecular function (GO): DNA-binding transcription factor activity, RNA polymerase II-specific; sequence-specific DNA binding
Source: RefSeq, a predicted model, not a curated record
GGUUUGUGAACUGCACCACAUUUAAUGAGCACCAAAACAAAAAGUGUAUGCAUGGGUAAAUAAGUACAUGACAUACUGUACAUUACAAUGGAUUGUGAUGCAAAUAUGUGAGCAUAGAGUGGUGUGUGUAGAGUGUGUGGAGUUUUUCAAUAUACAUUCCAGAUGAUACAUCCAUCGUUUAAAACAUAUAGGUAGCAAUACACAUUUAUCUCAUAAUCCUAUUACCUUCUGUCUAUGCUCUAUCUUCCCCACUCCCUAUAUUCCAUUAUCAUGCCAAAAAUAUAAAGCCACAUCAUUAUCUUCCAUGGUACCUCUGCUGUGAAUAAAAUGAUUUAAAAAAAACACAGCUAUUAACCGACAGUUUGAUUCCAUGAAAUAAAGCUUCACAAGCUAAAAACACUCCCUGAAUCUCUAGCUGUUAUAUGAAAUAGACAAACAAUCUUCAUUAAAAAAAUUUAAAAAAAACUUGUGUUGUAAACCACUCCCACUCUAGCACACUCUUGGAGGCUUGGCCAAAAGCGUGCAAAGACUAUAAGAGAGGUAACGUCCAGGUGGAGCAUGACACAGGUGAGGCAUUCAGAUUUUCAUGUCUCCACCCGCUACUACCUGAGGAUACUACUUUGCUGUACCAGACACAGGAGCAUACACCUCUGACUUCACAAAAAUAUCCUUUAAGUAUGCUGGCAGAAAUGGAGACGAUGGCUUAUGUGACUGAGAUCAGGCUGAGUGGAGGUCGGGGGGCCUGGAGCGGAGUGGCUCCCUCCUCCUGCCCUGAGGUGGAUCUGGAGGUCAUCGAGGAGUACCUGCAGGAGCACUCACUGGAGGUCCAGCCUGCACACACACCGUCAUCACCUCCGACCACCAUGGGGCAACAAACUCACACACACUCCCACCAAGGCACCAGGAUCAUAGAGAACAGCUGGUCAGGCCAGCAUCCGUAUGAGUGGCACUGUGGCUCUCACACUCCUAACGAGGAAUAUGAAGAGCAAGCCCUGCCUUCAGCCUGGCCUAGUCCCCAUGACAACCAAUGGAACCGCAUUGCGUAUUACGAGGCACCUGCAUACAUUGACUCAGACUCGCUGUCCAGUAGCUCCCAGUACCAGGAAUACCAAGAUUCCCCAUCACCGUCAUCUGACAGGGGAUGCAGGAAGGACAGAGACUCCCUGCCUCUUGUCCCACUUUCAGGAAAGAGGAAGGAGCGGUUGUUCCAGUUCCUGUUCGAGAUGCUCCAGACUCCAUCGAUGCGGAGCUGCAUCUGGUGGGUCCAAUCCUCCUCUGGCACGUUCCAGUUCUCCUCCCAAAACAAGGAGCGCCUGGCGCAGCUGUGGGGCCGGCGAAAAGGUAAUCGCAAGACCAUGACCUACCAGAAGAUGGCACGGGCGCUGAGGAACUAUAACCGCAGCGGCGAGAUUCAGAAGGUGAAGCGGAAGCUCACCUACCGGUUCGAUGAGAAGACGCUGAGAGGCUUACAAGGAGACUCUAAUACAGUGUAGAAAGCAUGAUGAAGAGUGUACAUCAGCAAAGAAACAGACUAAGCACAAUGGAUAUUUAGAUGUUUUUCCCAUUAAUGUGCUAUCUGUUGAUUCUAAUACCAUGGCAUGUAGAAAACAAAUGAAUACUGAGUAUUUGAAAAGCCAGAAGAUAAAAACACUGUAGGUCAGACUGGCAUUCAAAAUUAUGUAAAUCUAAAAGGUUAUCACAUAAUAUCUACUUUAUAAGUAGAAUCUAUAUUGUUCUUAAAAUAACAGGUGUGGUUUUCUUUUUUUGUGAUUCUGUAUUGCAGAUAUGAAGCAGAUACAAGACCAUUUUAAAGACUUAAUUAGGUUGUGUGAACAAGCUCUGUUUGUGUAAAAAUAUCUUUUUUUAAGAUGAAAUUAAAAAUAUAUAUAUUUUCGGAAU